Eurytemora carolleeae is the source of this 557-nucleotide messenger RNA. RefSeq names its product thioredoxin. NCBI's taxonomy places the organism in Eukaryota, Metazoa, Arthropoda, Copepoda, Calanoida, Temoridae. The record is from RefSeq and is a predicted model, not a curated record.
AAUAUGGAGAACGUCAAGUUAUUGUACUGAUAAUAGGAACAUCUUGGUGUCAGGUGUGUACUAAAAUGAAACCUAAGCUGGACAGUAUUGCCAAGGAUAUGAACGAUGUAAUCUUUCUUAGCGUGGGCUUUGAAAAGGUUCCUGCUAUCAAAGACGACUAUCCCAUUGCCGCGUUCCCAACUCUGUUUAUCCUGGUUGGCGGGAACGUGAUGGAUAAAAUUAUCGGCGACCAAAGUCAACUUCUCAUAAAGAAACUUGAGUUGUACACAAGGAUGGGGAUACCUGCUUCCGGGACCGGUCAGUCUGCGGGCAAUAUUGCAGCUGCCGGUCAGCAGCCCGAUGAUCAGCUGGUGAGGCCCGAUGUAAGGGGAGCACAGCAAGGUAGAUCGGAGAACGGAAGAAUGAGAAAGAGAAUGGAGGAGUUUUGUGUUCUUAUCACUGGAGGAAAGAAAUAGUUUUAAAAAUGAAACUAGCUUUUGUAUUUGUUACCAUCUUUAAUGCUUUUUAUGUAGUAUAGAUAAAAAAUAAUUGUAUCUAAAUAAAAAUGUCUAGCAGAA